Molecule: messenger RNA, 1503 nt
Organism: Ctenocephalides felis (cat flea)
Lineage: Eukaryota; Metazoa; Arthropoda; Insecta; Siphonaptera; Pulicidae
Product: proliferation-associated protein 2G4
Exons: 7
Coding region: 1-1275 (424 amino acids)
Source: RefSeq, a predicted model, not a curated record
AUGGCUGUUUCUCUAUCUGAUUCCAUUCUGGAGGUUAAAACCGAACCACCAGAAUUUCCUAUUGAAGACAUUAAAUGUGAAAUAAAAGAAGAGCCUGAAGAUGAUGAAACAUGUCUGGAGAGAUUCAUGAAUUCCGAUAUAACAAUAGAAGUUGAAGUUAAACAGGAGUUGAUUGAAACACCUCAUUAUAAAUGUAAUGAAGGUGUUCUGAAACAGGUCCUAGACAAAUGUGUGCCCGGUGCAUCGGUGAGAGAGACAUGCGAAUACGGAGAUCAACUUCUUACAGAAGAAACCAGCAAAGUGUUCAAAAAAGAGAAGGAGCUGAAGAAGGGCAUAGCCUUUCCGACUUGUAUUUCUGUAAAUAACUGCAUUUGUCACUUCUCACCCACCAAUACAGAACCCGAUUAUGUACUGAAGGAAGGGGACAUGUGCAAAGUAGAUUUAGGUGCCCAUGUUGAUGGUUUCAUUGCUGUUGUUGCACAUACAAAGGUUUUGACGGAGGGCAAAAUUACUGGACGUCAGGCUGAUGUCUUAUUAGCAGCUCACUAUGCGUCUCAAGCUGCCCUGAGGCUUUUAAAACCUGAUAACGAAACCUAUAUGGUAACAGAUGCUGUGCAAAAAAUUGCUGAAGCCUACAAAUGCAAACCUAUCGAAGGUAUGUUGAGUCACCAAUUAAAACAAUUCAAAAUUGAUGGUGAAAAAACCAUCAUACAAAAUCCUAACGAUGCUCAACGAAAGGAGCAUGAGAAGUUCAACUUUGAAGUCCAUGACGUUUAUGGUAUGGAUGUCCUUAUCAGCACCGGAGAAGGAGUUGGGCGCGAGAUGGACACGAAAAUAAGUAUUUAUAAGAAAACUGAUGUGACCUAUCAAUUGAAACUGAAGGCCUCUCGAAACUUCUAUUCCGAAGUUAGGACUAAAUACGGAUCAAUGCCUUUUAACUUGCGCGGUUUUGAGGAGGAGACCAAAGCCAAAAUGGGUGUUGUCGAAUGUGCAAAUCACAAGUUAAUCGAACCGUUCCAGGUUUUGUAUGAAAAAGCUGGUGAGCAAGUAGCGCAUUUUAAAUUCACAGUAUUGCUGAUGCCCAACGGACCACACCGUAUCACCGGGUUACCAUUCGAUACUGAAAACUUAGUUAGUGAAUGUUCUAUUGAAGAUACGGAAAUUAAGUCCAUUCUGAAUUCUUCUGCCAAUCCAAAAUCAGCCAAGAAGAAGAAAAAGAAGGCCAUCUCUGCAGCCACCGAAGAGCAACCCAUGGAAGUGCAGGCCGCGGCAUAAUAAAUAACCGAAAUACUUAUUAAUUAAUUAAAUCAGCCUAAAUAACUAAUUUACCAGGCAUGGAAAUGGUCUCUCAAUAAUCAAACUAUUUUGUUAUACUUGUAAAUUUUUUUAUGUAUAUAAUGACAUGAUAAUAAUUUUCUGAUAUCGUUGUGAAAUGCAGUUUUUUCUGAUCCAAGGAAAGUAUUUUCUAUUUAAUAAUAUUCAUCUGUUUAUCUAUCGACCAGU